UCCACCUCUAAUGGCUCAGAACGGGACAGCAGAGAACGGGCUGGUGGAGGACAUGCCUCUACCUCGGCCUGUUAAAGUCCAGGAGAUCAGGCACACCAAGAUUUUCAUCAACAAUGACUGGCACGCCUCCAGCAGAGGACGGACGUUUCCGACCUUCAACCCGGCGACAGGCGGCAAAAUCUGUGAGGUGGAGGAAGCUGACAAAGAGGACGUGGACCGGGCAGUGGGAGCAGCGAAGGCGGCGGGGAGGAGGGGCUCUCCGUGGCGGAGGAUGGACGCGUCCAGCCGGGGCAGACUGCUGAACAAACUGGCCGACCUGAUGGAGAGAGACCGGCUGCUCCUGGCGACGUUGGAGAGUUUGGACACAGGGAAGCCCUUCCUCCAGUCCUUCUUCAUCGAUCUGGACGGCAGCAUCAAGACUCUGAGAUACUACGCCGGCUGGGCCGACAAGAUCCACGGGAAGAGUCUGCCUGUAGAUGAAAACUUCACCUGUUUGACCAAACAUGAGCCUGUAGGAGUCUGUGGAGCCAUCAUCCCAUGGAACUUUCCUCUGCUCAUGUUCGUGUGGAAGAUCGCCCCGGCUCUGAGCUGUGGAAACACCGUGGUCCUGAAACCGGCGGAGCAAACGCCACUCACAGCGCUACACGUGGGAUCGCUCAUCAAAGAGGCUGGUUUUCCUCCUGGAGUCGUGAACAUCGUACCUGGAUUCGGCCCCACAGCUGGAGCGGCGAUCGCCGGUCACAUGGACGUGGACAAAGUGGCGUUCACCGGCUCUACAGAGGUGGGUCAGCUGAUCCAGGAAGCAGCCGCUAAGAGUAACCUGAAGAGAGUGACUCUGGAGCUGGGAGGGAAAAACCCCGCCAUCGUGUUCGCCGACUGUGACUUGUGUGUGGCGGUGGAGGAGGUCCAUAAGGGGACGUUUUAUAACCAGGGUCAGUGCUGCACGGCAGCGUCUCGAGUCUUUGUGGAGGAGAGUAUCUACGAGGAGUUUGUGCGUCUCAGCGUAGAAAAAUGUCAGAAGAUCGUAACAGGAGACCCUCUGGACCCCCGGACUACACACGGGCCUCAGAUCGAUCAACAACAGUUCAACAAGAUCAUGGAUCUGAUCGAGAGCGGGAAGAAGGAGGGAGCCCGGCUGGAGCUGGGAGGAGCUGCCCUGGACGACGAGGGCCUCUUCAUCCAACCCACCAUCUUCUCCGGGGUCAAAGACCACAUGAGCAUCGCCAAGGAGGAGAUCUUCGGUCCUGUCCUCUGCAUAUUCAGCUUCCAGACUCAGCAGGAAGUGAUCGACAGAGCCAACAGCUCCCGGUACGGCCUGGUGUCUGCCAUCUUUACCACCAGCAUGGACCGAGCUCUGGGCGUGUCUGCAGCCCUGGAGACCGGCACCGUGUGGAUAAACUGCUACAACGCCCUCCAUGCACAGGCUCCUUUCGGAGGAUUCAAGAUGUCAGGAAACGGACGAGAGCUAGGGGAGUACGCCCUGGCCGAGUACUCGGAGGUGAAGGCGGUGACCAUCAAGCUGAACGAGACGCUGUGAGGAGAGGAGGGACGG
Molecule: messenger RNA, 1552 nt
Organism: Cheilinus undulatus (humphead wrasse)
Lineage: Eukaryota; Metazoa; Chordata; Actinopteri; Labriformes; Labridae
Gene: aldh1a3
Product: aldehyde dehydrogenase 1 family, member A3
Exons: 13
Coding region: 11-1537 (508 amino acids)
Molecular function (GO): aldehyde dehydrogenase (NAD+) activity
Source: RefSeq, a predicted model, not a curated record